UCUAAACUGAACAAAGCAUGCGGGUCAUCCUUGACAGCGUCAUCUCAGUGUGCCCCUCAAAACACACUGCCUAGCAUGCGGCGCAUCAGCAGUUACUUCACGCGCCCUGCGUACGCUGUAAAUUUUGAAAGCAAGCAAGACGUCAGCCAGGAGCCUCCGCCCAAAGAUCCUCCACCCAAAGAUCCGAGUCCGGCCCCUCCGCACUCUUCCCCCCUCACCGAGAUAUCGUCAUCUUUCUUCUCCAGAGAUGGCUCGACGCCUCCACGAAGACCGGGGCUGAAACCACCCACUUUGCCAUCACCGCCUAUCAAAGAUGGGGCUGAAGGCGACGAUCAAGAUGGUGAUUUCCCGCCUCCGGGGAGUAUGCUAUCAGGAUCGAGCUUCAACGCCUCGCAGCGGGUUGUCAGGGACGGCAAAGAGGUGGUGAUCGGCUCCGAUGGAGAGGAUACAGAUUCCAUAGGCUCAUUCGAGUCUCCGGAAGACCUACUCAUGAGAUUCACUAAGCCGAACCAUUCUUCGCAUUCCCCAGAGCUCGGAAAGAGUGCUCGUUCUGGCCGUACUACCUCGGCAAAGACCGGUGUCCUGGCCCGCCUAGAAAAGCCCGCCCCAUCGUACAAAAACACCCUUGAUUCCCUUGUCACUGCUGCAGUUGACGAUCAAGAGACCGAAGCGGGUAUCGCCAAGCUGAGGGCGUCCUUUGAGAAGGCAGAUAAUGAAUCCACUCGUCGGAGAGGACAGCUACAUGAAGGAAUCCUAACCUCAGCUCUGGGUGACGACGAUGAUGAGAUGGAUAUGCACCGUCUACUUCACGCACUGCGAAGGACAGAUGCUUUUGAUGCCACCAAGGCAUGGCAUUUUUUCGAUUUUAAGGAGGAAUUGCCUCCUGCGCUUCCGUUUCCUGAACAUCGCAUCAGUCCGAGAUCAUAUUUGACAUCUUUAACAGCGAAUCACUCGAGAGAGCGAGCGUUUCAUUCCGGUAUCGUGGAUUUCGCCCUGUCGAGGUCAGUCUUGCCUGACGAGGUGAUCUCAUGGAUCUUCCACUCUAUACCCAUGGAGCCGCAGGACAGCGUCAGACAUGCCUAUUGCCGGGCUAUCAGGAAUACAAAUGCCCAACACAUUAAAGCGCUGAUUAGACCGGACGAUUUCCGCAAGCUUUUCGAGCGAUUGGGGGCUGUUUCGAAUGCACUAGCUGUUCAUGAGCCGAUCGUCCCAGACGCAAAUCCCAAGGACUAUCUACAAACUAUCUCACGGCACCAAGGUUUGGUGUUAUCUGUUCUAGAUCUGAUCUGCGGUGCGGCCGAUUUAUUCGCAGACGACACCCGAGAAUAUCUGCUGAAUGUAUUAUUCCGGCUGACGCUCGACGUUACUCUGACCGGAGUCCCCACCAUCAGCUCUGAAAUCGAAAGGACCAUCCUCACGGUUCUAGAGAGCGCUUCGGAGGGCACAGUGGAUGACUUGAUGUAUCGGGUUUGCACAUCCACACUCGACACAUUCAAGGAUGCCAAUUUCCAAAGCCGCCUCCUGAAGCAUAUCUUGCCCGAGACCGACUGGAUCGCUACGAUCCGCUGCCGCCUAGCCGUAUCUUUCUUACUCGGUGACCCAGCGCCUCUGCGCGAGCCACUGAACCAGCUGCUCAGCCUGACACGCAUCGCAGACAUCCUCAAACGAGACAUAUUCGACGUCAAGAAAUACAAAGGAAAGGAUAAGCCCGAGUACGAUUACGGGGAGCUCCUCGCCAUCACCUCGCUCCUCAACAUCGCCGUCGAUUCAGGACGGUUUGAGGCAGAGUUUGCGGACCGCGAGGCGGAAAGAGCCUUCAACGCGCAGGUCGAUGCCGUUGCCGACCGUCUCAAGAAGAUCUUCACCUCCAUCGAGGACUCCGGCGCAUCGCACCUGAAGCGGACUCUGGCGAAGGAAGCUCUUGAGAUGCUACACUACCGGGUCGUCUAUAGCGUUAGGACACGACCGCGUCCGAAGAAAUCGAUUUACGGGAUCAUUGAAGCGCGGGAUUAUGACCAGAAGGUCUUCAAGCGAUUCGUCCCCGCAAAGAAAGCUGCUGUUGUUGAUACGGAGAUGCCGAUCCGACGGCAUGAGGUCCCUCCCCGAUGAAGGAUGCCGCUCUUGUGGUAUGUUCUUUCCGAG
Aspergillus homomorphus CBS 101889 is the source of this 2142-nucleotide messenger RNA. RefSeq lists its product as uncharacterized. The coding region runs from base 76 to 2109 and encodes 677 amino acids. NCBI's taxonomy places the organism in Eukaryota, Fungi, Ascomycota, Eurotiomycetes, Eurotiales, Aspergillaceae. The transcript has 7 exons. The record is from RefSeq and is a predicted model, not a curated record.